UGAUGCAAGAACCUGGCUUUAAGUUGCUAUCUCUCCCUCCUUCUCUCUGACGUGACGUUAGCUCUUGUCGCGUGUGUCUGAUCGCUCCACUCCUCAUCCUACUCCUCACAUCCACCUUGUUCACCGAGCUGAACACCAGCUGAUGCCACUCCUGCCCUGGGUGUGCACCCCAUCUCUGGGAAGCGCAACAAUAUCAAGGGCUGCACCUGAGAGGGAUCACAGGAGCGAAGCAAAGAGGGAAAAACGCUGAAUUAUUUUUUAUUGUUUUCAUGUUCACAUUUUUCCUUCAGCCAAAGGGCUCAGAUUUAAGCGAAAAUCUUGUCUCAUACCGUUUACUCACGGAGUGUGGAGCUAUGAACGAGUCUCUGGUGGUGAACGACUCCUCUGCAGCUUCUGUGGCUGGAGAAGCUUUCCCAUGGAUGGAGGCUGAGUCUGCAGACCACAACGGCAGCUUAGAGUUCUCCACUGCCCCAUUAGAGUUCCCCGUCAACCCAUGGGACAUUAUGUUGUGUAUGUCAGGCACUGUCAUAGCCUGUGAAAAUGCUAUAGUGGUAGCAAUCAUCUUCUAUACACCCACUCUAAGGACUCCCAUGUUUGUGCUGAUAGGGAGCCUGGCUACAGCAGACCUGCUGGCCGGCAUGGGAUUAAUCCUGAACUUUGUGUUUCAGUAUGUCAUUUCCUCUGAGACCAUCAGCCUCAUCACUGUGGGCUUUUUGGUGGCAUCCUUUACUGCAUCCAUAAGCAGCCUUUUGGCCAUCACUGUGGACCGUUACUUCUCCCUUUACAAUGCCCUGACAUACUUUUCAGAGAAGACGCUGCAGUAUGUACACUUGAUGUUAAUGGGGACCUGGGGGGUGUCUCUGUUACUGGGCUUGCUGCCGGUGCUUGGUUGGAACUGCUUGGAUGAGCCAGCCUCCUGCAGCAUUGUUCGCCCUUUGACCCGGUGCAAUGUCAUGCUCCUGGCCACCUCCUUCUUUAUUAUCUUUGUGCUUAUGCUGACCCUCUACUUCAAGAUCUGCAAGAUUGUGUGCCAUCACGCCCAUCAGAUCGCUCUCCAGCAGCACUUUUUUGCCACGUCACAUUAUGUCGCCACCAAGAAAGGAGUGUCCACUUUAGCCAUCAUCUUGGGGACUUUUGGUGCCAGCUGGCUUCCCUUUGCCAUCUACUGUCUGGUGGGUGAAAGGGAGUAUCCAUCAGUGUACACAUACGCUACACUACUGCCAGCAACUUAUAACUCCAUGAUCAACCCCAUCAUCUACGCCUACAGAAACACAGAGAUCCAGCGCUCCAUCUAUAUGCUUCUCUGUGGCUGCUUUCAGGCCAAUGGGGCAUACCGUUCCAGGUCCCCAAGUGAGGUCUAAAAAAGGUGCUCUUUGUGUGUUUGUGUGUGUGUGUGUGUGUGUGUGUGUGUGUGUGUGUGUGUCAGAGAGAGAGAGAAAACACAGAGCAAAAAGACAAACUAUCCCUUGACCAUUGACAAUCUGCUUACAGUUGACAGUGAAUGCUUUACAAACACAAAGGGGGCAUGCAUACUGUAUCUGCACUUUAUAUGUCUCAACACAAGUUAGGAGGAGAGUUUAGAAACGCUGUGAACAAGAAUUCUGGUUAUUUAAAAAAAGAGAAAAAGACUAAACAAACCUGUGAAUGUACUUAAAUGAAAAAAUGGAAUGGAAAACAAAUCUUGCACUUUAUUCAGUGUUUUAUUUUCAAAUGCCAAAGCAGUAUUGUACAGCCUUUAAUGUGUUUAAAUGUUUGAACUUGUGUGUACCUUGUGCCAUUUUUCUAUUUUGUAUUGUAUUGUCUUUGAUGUCCAUUUUGUACAAGAGAAAUAAAGGC
This is a messenger RNA of Melanotaenia boesemani (Boeseman's rainbowfish), 1836 nucleotides long. RefSeq names its product G-protein coupled receptor 6. Gene Ontology annotation, molecular function: sphingosine-1-phosphate receptor activity. Gene Ontology annotation, cellular component: membrane. The record is from RefSeq and is a predicted model, not a curated record. The transcript is spliced from 2 exons. Lineage: Eukaryota; Metazoa; Chordata; Actinopteri; Atheriniformes; Melanotaeniidae. The coding region runs from base 270 to 1361 and encodes 363 amino acids. Gene Ontology annotation, biological process: G protein-coupled receptor signaling pathway.